Molecule: messenger RNA, 2683 nt
Organism: Lactuca saligna
Lineage: Eukaryota; Viridiplantae; Streptophyta; Magnoliopsida; Asterales; Asteraceae
Source: the annotation of a GenBank genome assembly
CCGAAAUAUAAUAUUUUACUGUUGUAGAUAAACAUGGACCUUUUUCUAUUCCACCGAAUAAUAUAAACAGAGAAAAAGAAGGUAAGAAGCUUUCUUUGGUAACAAGAAAGGUUUCUAUGCUUCUUCUAUAUACACAUACACAAUACACUCCCUUCCCCAAUCGUAACCCUCUCCAAACCCUCGCCCCAAAAAUCUCAAUUCUUCGUUUUCUCUUACCAAUCUAAGCCUAUUAAUCAAUUUCCUCGACACCAUGACUGAUCAAGCUGAAUCAUCCGACGCCAAGGGGACUAAGCGGGACUUUAGCACCGCGAUUCUUGAGCGAAAGAAGGCGGCGAAUAGACUCGUCGUUGAUGAAGCCAUCAACGAUGAUAACUCCGUUGUUUCUCUUCAUCCCGAGACCAUGGAAAAGCUUCAACUCUUCAGAGGCGAUACAAUCCUGAUCAAGGGCAAGAAAAGGAGAGAUACAAUCUGUAUCGCACUUGCUGAUGACACCUGCGACGAACCAAAGAUUAGGAUGAAUAAAGUUGUCAGAUCAAAUCUAAGGGUCAGGCUCGGCGAUGUAGUUUCAGUUCAUCAGUGUGCCGAUGUUAAAUACGGAAAGCGUGUGCACAUUCUCCCAAUUGAUGAUACCAUAGAAGGCGUCACUGGAAAUCUCUUCGAUGCAUACCUAAAACCUUACUUCCUUGAAGCAUAUCGCCCUGUAAGAAAGGGCGACUUCUUUCUAGUAAGAGGAGGAAUGAGAAGCGUCGAGUUCAAAGUCAUUGAAACCGAACCCUCUGAAUACUGUGUGGUUGCCCCUGACACAGAAAUCUUCUGUGAAGGUGAACCCGUGAGGAGAGAAGACGAAGACAGAUUAGAUGAAGUUGGAUACGAUGAUGUAGGUGGAGUCCGCAAACAAAUGGCACAAAUCCGCGAGUUGGUAGAAUUACCAUUACGCCAUCCCCAACUCUUCAAAUCAAUCGGUGUUAAACCCCCAAAGGGUAUCCUUCUAUACGGGCCACCCGGAUCCGGGAAAACCCUAAUCGCCCGGGCAGUUGCUAAUGAAACAGGCGCCUUCUUCUUCUGCAUCAACGGUCCAGAAAUCAUGUCAAAAAUGGCAGGUGAAAGCGAGAGUAAUCUCCGAAAAGCAUUCGAAGAAGCUGAAAAAAACGCGCCUUCAAUCAUCUUCAUUGAUGAAAUCGAUUCAAUCGCACCAAAACGUGAAAAAACACACGGUGAAGUCGAAAGGAGAAUUGUUUCACAGUUGUUGACAUUAAUGGACGGGUUAAAAUCACGGGCCCACGUCAUCGUCAUGGGUGCCACUAAUCGCCCGAAUAGUAUCGAUCCGGCUUUAAGGAGAUUCGGGAGAUUCGAUAGGGAAAUUGACAUUGGUGUCCCUGAUGAAAUCGGGAGACUUGAAGUUCUUCGUAUUCAUACAAAAAACAUGAAGCUUGCUGAUGAUGUGGAUUUGGAGAAAGUUGGGAAAGAGACACAUGGAUAUGUCGGUGCUGACCUGGCAGCUUUGUGUACCGAAGCUGCUCUUCAAUGUAUUCGCGAGAAAAUGGAUGUGAUUGAUUUGGAAGACGAAUCGAUUGAUGCUGAGAUUUUGAAUUCAAUGGCUGUAUCCAAUGAGCACUUUCAAACAGCUCUUGGAACAAGUAACCCGUCUGCUCUUCGUGAAACGGUUGUUGAAGUUCCAAAUGUGAGCUGGGAAGACAUUGGUGGACUUGAAAAUGUCAAACGAGAGCUUCAAGAGACGGUACAAUACCCGGUGGAACACCCGGAGAAAUUUGAGAAAUUCGGAAUGGCGCCAUCGAAGGGAGUUCUGUUCUACGGCCCACCGGGAUGUGGAAAAACGCUUCUUGCAAAAGCGAUUGCGAAUGAAUGUCAAGCGAAUUUCAUAAGCAUCAAGGGACCCGAGCUUCUGACAAUGUGGUUUGGGGAAAGUGAAGCGAAUGUGAGGGAGAUUUUCGAUAAGGCGCGUGGAUCUGCGCCAUGUGUUUUGUUUUUUGAUGAGCUGGACUCGAUUGCGACGCAGAGAGGGAGUAGUCAGGGAGAUGCAGGGGGUGCAGCGGACCGGGUGUUGAACCAACUGUUGACGGAAAUGGAUGGGAUGUCGGCUAAAAAAACGGUUUUUAUAAUCGGUGCGACUAACCGACCCGAUAUUAUUGACCCGGCUCUUUUGAGACCCGGUCGACUCGACCAGCUGAUUUACAUCCCGUUGCCUGAUGAAGAAUCGCGUUUCCAGAUUUUUAAAUCCGCUUUGAGGAAAUCGCCUGUGGCUAAAGAUGUGGACCUUAGUGCUCUUGCUAAGUAUACUCAAGGAUUUAGUGGUGCUGACAUUACUGAAAUUUGUCAACGGGCAUGCAAGUAUGCGAUUCGGGAGAACAUAGAGAAAGAUAUUGAGAGGGAGAAGAGGAGGAGUGAGAAUCCGGAGGCUAUGGAGGAGGAUGUGGAAGAUGAGGUGGCGGAGAUAAAGGCGGCUCAUUUUGAGGAGUCGAUGAAGUUUGCACGGAGGAGUGUUAGUGAUGCUGAUAUUAGGAAGUAUCAGGCAUUUGCUCAGACGUUGCAGCAGUCGAGAGGGAUUGGGUCGGAUUUUAGGUUUGCGGAGGCAAGCGGUGGAGGUGUUGGCGGUGGGAGUGGUGGUGGUGACCCGUUUGCUGCGGGGGCUGGUGGUGCGGAUGAAGAUGAUCUUUAUAAUUAG